Messenger RNA from Pedinophyceae sp. YPF-701, 480 nucleotides. The record is from the annotation of a GenBank genome assembly. Lineage: Eukaryota; Viridiplantae; Chlorophyta; Pedinophyceae.
AUGGUGGAGAUCAUCGAGCAGCACGAGAAGGCGUACCAGAAGCAGGCCGGGGUGAAUGUCGGGUUCCGGAGGCCGGCGAAGAGGGUGCCGGGCAAGCACGGGCUGCGGUACCACAAGACGGUCGGCCUGGGCAUCCGCACCCCGAAGGAGGCUAUCGAGGGCAAGUACAUUGACAAGAAGUGCCCGUUCACCGGCACGGUCACCAUCCGCGGCCGCAUGAUGACGGGCAUCGUCAAGUCCACCAAGAUGACGCGCACCAUCGUCGUCCGGAGGAACUACAUGCACUUCAUCCGCAAGUACUCGCGGUAUGAGAAGCGCCACACCAACACCCCCGCGCACAUCUCGCCGUGCUUCCGCUGCAAGGAGGGCGACAAGGUGCAGAUCGGGGAGUGCCGGCCCAUCUCCAAGACGGUCCGGUUCAACGUCCUCAAGGUGUUCCCGUCGACCAACAAGGGCGGCAAGGGCUUCGGCUCCUUCUAA